AUGGAGAACGUGAAGGAGAAAGACCAUCUUCCCAACCCUCCUGAAGGCAUCCUUCGCUUCCGCAAGAUCCCUCUUCGAAUUCGCAUUCUGCACCGAAUUGACGACUUCAUCGACGAUAUCAACUGGCUCCACGUCGCCUUCAAGAUCUGUGCCUUCAGCUACAUUGCCUUCCUAUCGUUCAUCGCUUGGCAGGUCCUCCCACUUCCAGGCCACUGGACUCGGCCAGGCCAAGCCGACAAGAUCCCCAUCACCUAUCAGGACUUCUCAACCUACUUCGCACCCUUCGAAGGCGACGCUCAAUGCAACAUCAAAGCCACCGACCUCUAUACUCCACCACCUCGAAAUGAGCUCGGUCAAUAUGACUACAACGCUUUCUGCUCUACCCGCAAGUCUCUUCUCUCAUCCAUGUCUAAUGGGGGACGAAUUGGCUUCGAUACUCCGUACACCCCAGCAGACUGCCACCAUCGCUGGUACACCACAACUGAGAUCUGCAUGAUCCUCGAACGUUUUGACGCUGUAGUCUUCGUUGGCGACGAGUCCCUCCGCACUAUCUACGACGGCUUGAACAUCCUCUUGCGCCAAGAUCUUGCUGCUGGAACCUUGAAGGCGUGGGAAAUGGAGAAAGACACCCUUGAUGCCUGUCGCUGCAAUGCCCAGUUCACCACUCCUGCCUGUGCCAGCCACAAAGUCACAUCGAGCCACGAAGUCACGUUCAACACCCCCUCGAUCGCAACUUCGUACGUCUGCUCGCGCUUUCCGCAUGCUCUUCUCCGCAUCGACGGGUUCCCAGCUUCUAGUGACGUUGUCAAACGCUUCACUAAGCUGGUUCCCAGAGUUCCCCGAUCAAACUACCGCCCUGUUCCCAUAAUCCACUCUCUCUCGCCCAGCACAGCUUCCACGCCAGCUGCGAGUGAUUCGCUUCUUCAAUUCCUAACAUUGGCGGACUCGUCCAAGCGCAAGACCCCGAUGCUCUGGAUCGGCCCAACCGCGGCUGGGCAUAUCGAUAUCAAGGGCCGCAAAGGCAACCAGGAGAUCUGGGAUUUCGAUUCCGAGAUGGCUCACGCGGCCGCGAAGAACGACGUCGAGGUGCUGAAGAUGUGGAACAUGACCGUGCAAGCUAGUAGCUUCGACGGUUUGCACUUUGGCGAGAAAGUUGCCAUUACGCAGGCUAUGAUGGUCGUCAAUUGGUUGAGUCGACUGGAGAGUAGUUGA
Molecule: messenger RNA, 1212 nt
Organism: Cyphellophora europaea CBS 101466
Lineage: Eukaryota; Fungi; Ascomycota; Eurotiomycetes; Chaetothyriales; Cyphellophoraceae
Exons: 3
Coding region: 1-1212 (403 amino acids)
Source: RefSeq, a predicted model, not a curated record